AUGGACGGUGGUCUCCAGGCCAGACAGACGGCUCCUCCCCAAGGUGCCGGUGCUUUGCCCGCGGUCCCGCCGCCGUUCGAUGCAAACCUCCAGCGCGUUAGCAACUCCGGUGCCAACAGAUUUAUUGCACCUGGCCGAAACGAUGCUAGGGGCCCAUGUCCAGGUCUCAAUGCACUGGCAAACCAUGCAUACUUGCCACGCAAUGGCGUUGCUACUAUCCCACAAUUCCAGUACGCUACCAACAAGGUGUUCGGCAUGGCCCCUGACCUUGCCGCCUUCCUUGCCGUCUACGGUGCUGUCGUUGACGGAACUCUCACACAAUGGAGCAUUGCUGGAACUCCUCACAUCGGUAUCGGUGGCUCGCACGGCAACUACGAAGCCGAUAGCUCUCCCUUGAGAGCAGAUCUGCGUCAGUACGGAAGCAAUACCCGACUCAUCAUGUCGCAAUUCCAGAACCUCUACAACCGCCAGCCUAAUGCCCGGACUGCAAACUACAACCUCGAAGUUCUGAGGUCAUUCCGCGAGCAUCGAUUCAACGAGAGUAUUGCUAAAAACCCUGUCUUCUUUUAUGGCCCCUUUGCUGGCAACAUUGUCACCCAAGCAGCCUUCACUUUCAUCUACCGCUUCAUGUCUAAUAAAUCCGCAGAAUAUCCCGAGGGCAUCCUGAACAAGGACGUCUUGAAGAGCUUCAUAUGGGUGCCAGGAAACGAGAAAAUUCCAAACAACUGGUACAAGCGCCAUCCCACUGACGAGUACUCUAUCCCAUACUUCGCCACAGACGUGUUCUACGUCGUAGAGCGUGAUCCACGAAUUGCCUUGAUCGGCUGCAAUCAGGGCAAAGUCAACACUUAUAAUGCCAUCUCCUCUGAACUGCUCACCAGCGGCGCCUACACCACCGCUCAAGUCCUCGCCAACCCGGUUUGCUUCUCCACCCAGUUCCUCGCUGCUGCGCUGCCGUCCGCCACAGGUCUCUCCGCGACGGUUCUGUCGCCGCUGACCACACUGUUAACGAGUGCUACGGGUGCGUUGGGUGGAUGCCCGGCCAUCCCCAACGCUAACCUGAGUGCGCUUGCAUUCUGCCCGGGCGCGACUGCUUACGGUGGACCUACAGCGUCUGUAUUCCCAGGCUCGAUUCAGUCUUGA
Zasmidium cellare ATCC 36951 is the source of this 1143-nucleotide messenger RNA. RefSeq lists its product as uncharacterized. NCBI's taxonomy places the organism in Eukaryota, Fungi, Ascomycota, Dothideomycetes, Mycosphaerellales, Mycosphaerellaceae. The record is from RefSeq and is a predicted model, not a curated record. The coding region runs from base 1 to 1143 and encodes 380 amino acids. Gene Ontology annotation, molecular function: peroxidase activity. The transcript has 7 exons.